GAGAAAAUUAAUUAUGAAAGUGUACCAAACGUGGAAGAAAAUUUUAAAAGAGGAAAAAUUUACAGAAGAAAAAAAUGUAGAAGACGACGACAACGAACGACAAUUGAAGAAAUUUUGGUAAAAAAUAAAAAGGAAAUGCUGAAAAUUAUUGACAACCGAUUUUUGAAAAUGAAGAUGAACUUCGACGUCCAGCAGCAGACAAACGGUUAUGACUGCGGCGUCUUCACGCUUUGGUUCGCCAAAAUGAUAUUAGAAUAUAAUAAAAUUAAUUUUAAAGAAGAAAAGAACGAAGAUUUUAGAAUAAAGAUAUGGGUAGAAGGGAAGAAUCACUCACAAUUGAUGGCCUCCUUACCCUAA
Molecule: messenger RNA, 357 nt
Organism: Meloidogyne enterolobii
Lineage: Eukaryota; Metazoa; Nematoda; Chromadorea; Rhabditida; Meloidogynidae
Source: the annotation of a GenBank genome assembly